UUUUCAAUUUGGGGGCCUGUACCUUUUACAUAUUUACGUUACUAGAUAUGACGUUACUAGUUAACGUUAACGUUACCUAAAAUUCCUUGGUAGCUGCCCUCGUGUUCUGAUUUCCGUGAGUGAGAGCUGAGGGCUUUAUUGGGUGAUACUAGUAGUUGCAAUUCAUCCAUAGAUUCGCACACAAACGGAAACGCAUUGGGGCAGAUUUGGCUCUGAAGGUAUGAAGAGAGGCUCACAAAGAGGUGCAAAUCGCCCCUACCAACGAAUGGAAUGGUCCGUAGUCAAAAUGGCGGUCGUACGACGAUUUUGAAAAGUAAUUUCUUACACUUGGGAGCAGAAUGGGAAGUCCAGAAAUAGACCAUGUGAUCGAGCAGUGUCUCCAGAAGCAGGAAGCUGUUCUGAACUUAAGUCAUCGUGAUAUCAGCGUCCUGCCACCAACGCUACGUCAGGUGACACAUGUCAGACGACUGCUCCUCAACAACAACAAACUUCUCAUGCCGCCCACCGAACUCCUGGCGUUGCAGCAACUUGAAGAACUGACUUUGGACUGUAACAACCUGACUCUUCUUCCAACUGGAAUAGGUGGACUCAGAACACUGACAUACCUGAGUCUCAGCAACAACAGCUUGGGCUUUCUUCCCGGAGAAAUAGGGAAGCUGCAAGAUUUAACCCAACUGUGGAUAGCUGACACCAAACUGAUGGGCCUGCCACCAGAAAUCGGUCUACUCCAGAAGCUGGAAAAACUCAGUGCUAAGAACAACCAAAUAUCUUCACUCCCAGAUGAGCUGUGUAACUUGUCUAAGUUGUCCUGGCUGAAUUUGGCACAGAACCAACUGGACAGGCUUCCUGGCAGUUUCUACAAGUUACAGAACUUGUCUUAUCUGAACGUUGAUGGGAACAGGUUUGCAGAGGUGCCAGCUGGCCUGGGAGACACCCCUGCCCUGUCAUCCCUGAGUCUCAGGAAAAACAUGAUCUCCUCCUUACCCGAUGAUCUACUUCUUAGUCUGAACAAGCUGUGUAAGAUUGAUCUCAGGGAAAACCCUCUCCAGGAGAGGCCUGCACACUGGAAGGGUUUGGACUUCAUCCUGCUGGGUCCAGACAACACUGGUGCUGGGGAUGGGCCAGGAACCAGCACAGAGUCUGAGAACACGGACAGCAGUGGGGACAGCACAGAAGAUGGGGACGACUCACCAACAGAAGAACAAACUAUUGGAACCUAGGCAGCCUCACCUAGGACACUUUGAUCCUUGCAACAGUAGACAGUUGAAAGUGCCCUUUGGUAUAGGCUGAAUAUAAAAUGUAGUACAUAUUGGUGAAGUGAAUGUUGUGCAUAUCAAUUAAUUCAGUUCUGUUUCUCAUCCAAGUUGUAUUAUAAUCAUUUACAGGCCUCUCUAUCAAAGAUUUUUACCAGUAACUCUUUGCUCACCGAAGAAAUUUAAGACAUUGUAUACUGUUCAUCUGCAUUGCAAUCUUACUGUUGAAAUGUGAAAAAGAUAUGCAUG
This is a messenger RNA of Branchiostoma floridae (Florida lancelet), 1502 nucleotides long. Its product is annotated as leucine-rich repeat protein SHOC-2-like. NCBI's taxonomy places the organism in Eukaryota, Metazoa, Chordata, Leptocardii, Amphioxiformes, Branchiostomatidae. Bases 339 to 1220 code for a protein of 293 amino acids. The transcript has 3 exons. Gene Ontology annotation, molecular function: protein binding. The record is from RefSeq and is a predicted model, not a curated record.